ACAUAAUACAUAAUUCGAACCGCUACAGCACGUAAUUUAACUACUUCAGUUCAUCAAAAUGUGUGAAUAAUUUCAAAUAAUAUAGUCUUGAACUUCACUUAAAGCAACGCGCAAAAGUUUGACUCCAAUAUUUGAACAACUUACUCCGCUUCAUGACAGGAAUUAGUCCCCGAAGCAAUCCAGGUUUGAUACAAUGUCUAACUUUAAUUUGAAGUGGAUCAGUGGUUCAGAAUUUAGAACACCAGUUUAUUUUUCAACAGAUUACUGAAUUUGAAAUGGAAGAUUUAACGUCAAUUUGAAACAUAGCAAAUUUGCAUUUAAUCAACGGGAAACUUCUUGGGAUAAGGAUGUCUUUCAAGAGUACGGCGCAGCAAGAAUCUGGUCCUCCAAAACCUAUUUCACAGAAAGAAUAUCUGAAAAAAUACCUCUCUAAUGAUUCCAGCUCUAAAAAGAAGAAAAAGAAAAAAAUCGCUCCUACGAGUAUUCAAAGGUCUAAAAUUGUUGACGAUGACUUGGACCUAAAAAACAUGCGGCUGCUAGGUGAAAAUGAGCUGGAUCUCUUUCAGAUGGAUGAAGAUGCCCCUCAAAUAGCCGGCAUAAUCGACGAAAGGCCACCGGAGCUUCAGACGUUGGAAUCGUACCGGAACUCAAAGCGAUGGAAGGUAGUCGCAGAAAGUGAUGAGCUCACCAUCUCUGAUGUGCACGCUGAAGCUGAAGAAAGGAAAAAGUUGACCAGCAAAAAUAACAAAGAAAUAGCACACAGGUUCAUCUCGCACAACAUUGAGAAACCUGAUUCUGAAAGGAGUAAGUUGAAUUCUAAAUCAGAGAAAAAUCUAGACAGUAAGAAAAUGUCUAAAUCAUCCUCGUCAAAGCUUCCUGAGAAAAGUAGGCAUGUUGACUCCAGUGAGUCAUCUCCGCGGCCCUCAAAAAUUAGAAAAUCUAAAAAUGACUCUGAUUUCUCCCCUACAAGAUCUUCAAAACGUAAUUCAGGAAAUAGCUCAGAUCUUUCACCUCCGAGACCCACAAGGAGGAAGUCAAAGAGCAGUGAUUCUGAUCAAUCUCCACAUAGACCCUCCAAAAAUAAUAAAUAUAGUGAUGAUUCUGAUAUGUCACCACCUAGAAAGAAAGUCUCCAGAAGCAAACACAGAUCGGGCAAUGAUUCAGACCUCUCCCCGCCAAGAUCCUCUAUUAGACGAGGAAAUAGCUCAGAUCUUUCACCUCCGAGACCCACAAGGAGGAAAUCAAGAAGCAGUGAUUCUGAUCAAUCUCCGCGUAGACCCUCCAAAAAAAAUAAAUAUAGUGAUAAUUCUGAUUUGUCACCACCUAGAAAGAAAGUCUCUAGAAGCAAACACAGAUCGGGCAAUGAUUCAGACCUCUCCCCGCCAAGAUCCUCUAUUAGACGAGGAAAUAGCUCAGAUCUUUCACCUCCGAGACCUACAAGGAGGAAAUCAAGGAGCAGUGAUUCUGAUCAAUCUCCGCGUAGACCCUCCAAAAAAAAUAAAUAUAGUGAUAAUUCUGAUAUGUCUCCACCUAGAAAGAAAGUCUCUAGAAGCAAACAUAGAUCGGGCAAUGAUUCAGACCUCUCACCGCCAAGAUCCGCUAAUAGGCGAGAACCUAGGAAUAAUUCAGGUUCUUUGACCAAGAAUCCCUCCAGGCGAACCCCACCUAGGUUCUCAGAGAAGCACUGGUCCAGCCAUAAUUACAAUGCUUCUUCAAGGAGGUCAAAAAACCGUCAAUCAGGAAGUGAUUCUGAUCUUUCCCCUCCUCGCCCCUUUAGCAAGCCUUUUGCCAAGAUGGAGAGAAACUCCAAAGACGGCAAGUUAUCUAGCUCCAAGGAUCAUAGUGAUAAGAAACCUGGUUUCAGGGACCGGUCGCCGGAAAGCUUGAGCAGGAAUUCCCAUCAAACCAAAAUGACUGAAACCCUCUCCGGGAAAAGAGCCGGUUUACAGGAUGCAGCCGCCUUGAAGGAGGAAAAUGUAAAAUUCCAAGAAAGAGAAGACAUUGCUUUCAAGCAGAUGAGUGCUAGUGUUUCCGGAGAAGGUGCAGCUGCAGUUGUUCGUGAUCGCAGAACAGGCAGACGGAGAGAUCCAGAGAAAGAGGAAGCAUACAAAAAACGUAAAGAGGCAGUUGAUGGUGUUAUCAAAGAAAAAUAUGCUAAAUGGGGUCAAGGUUUAAAACAAACUCAAGAAUAUCAAGAAAGGUUGGAGGAGUUGCUGCACGAGGCAGAGAAACCGUUUGCUCGCCAUGCAGAUGAUAAAGAUUUGGACGAUUUUCUCAAGAAUCAAGAAAGGGAUGGUGAUCCCAUGUUGGAAUAUCUCCGUGAAAAAAAAGAGAAGAGUGGAGCCUCUUCUAAUGCGAAACCUGUGUACAAAGGGCCAUAUCCUCCGAACAGAUUCAACAUCAGGCCAGGAUUUCGGUGGGAUGGCGUCGAUCGCUCAAAUGGUUUUGAAAAGCAGUGGUUUGCCAAGCAAAAUGAACGGAAAGCUGUCAGUGAUGAAGCCUACAAAUGGAGCACAUCUGAUAUGUGAUUGGUUGUUAUCGUUCUCAGUUUGUAAACAUCAGAAACAUCUCAUCCAUUAUGGUAUGGAUAAUGUAAACAGUUGCAGAUCAGAGUUUGUUUUUUUACCUUCUAAGUUUUUAAUUUUGGUCUGCUCUGCUGUUAUGCAGACUUGGCUUUAAGUAAAUGAAGUGCAGCUCUGUUGGCCUUAAUUAAUAGAUCGCUUUACCUGGCUCAGUUACAUACAGGGUGUUUCAGGAUUAAGUAAAAAGUUAUACCACAAGAACAUCUUUUUUUUUGUCCAAAGAAUCGACUCCUUCAAUAUUCGUACUUAAUCCUGGGACACCCUGUAUAUCGACAUGGUAACGUUAAUCACCUUAAUUGUGAUUGGAAGGCUAAGUUAAGGAGCUAUAAAUAAGUGUCUGAGUAAUCAGGCGGAUUUUAGAGAAACCAGCCUAACCGCAUUUAAUGUAGCCUAUUUUUCUUUCUUUUUCUUUUUUAACGGAGUACAAAACUAAUAAUCAUUUUAUGUGAAUUUAUCCGAGCUUACGAAGAACAUACUCACAAGACUUUGAGUUUCAGUGUUGCUUAGUUUUCUGUUUUAAGAAUAAAACAUCAGAGUAAAUUAGCCAAUGUCUGACGCAGUUAGGCUGUUUUCUGUUAUAUCCGUCGAAGACAAUUAGUCAAAUUAGGCAUUUUAUCAAACGCCUAGGCCGGUAGUCAAAUUUUGACAGUUUACAAAAUUCUGUAAAAUGGCGAGGAGUUCAAGGGUUUUCAAUAUUUUGAGAAAAAUAACUCUUUAAAUCGGCAAACUUUCUUUGUUCCUUCCUUUUUACAUGCCUUUAGUACAUUUAAAUUUUAAAAAUUCUAUGGUUUAGGACAUGCUGAAAAUUUCAUGAUAAAUGUGCACUCAGGAUCCUAAAGUUGUUUAAAAUACUACUGUACCCUGCAUCUUUUUACAGAAAAUUCUUUCUUUCAGAAGCAACGGAUUCUUUUGUCUAAAAUCAGGGUAAAAAAUCAAAAUUUCAAUCUAAGUAAGAAUAUUUGACUAUUUGCCAAGGCAUUUUACAAAAUGCCUGAUUUGACUAUUUGCUGUUGACGUAUCCAUCCAAUCAUCCAUUUUUCAGGGCAUUCUCAAGCGGUGAAAACUAAAUUAACUCAAAUGACUUUGAUUUUCUUUCAUGAUAUGAUCAUUGAAUUUUAAAAGUAUGCAUUUAAGUGACAACUUUAACUUCUGUUAGGAAUGUAGAUUAAACAGGUUUUACGUUUCUUUACAGGGAAAUGUAUUUGUUAAAGUAUUAAAUGUAGAAUAUAAAAAUUCAAUCAAAAGUUGUAGAUAAGUUUUGAUGCUCUCAUCUGUCUGGAUAUCACGUUGAGUUUUAAUUCCAGUCAGCAUCAAGCUGGGUGACAAGGAAUAUGAUCAAUGCUUUUCCUACUGUCGCCUCACAGUAACUCUGUGUGUCCUAUACAAAUUGUGAUCCUUAUUUUUUCAAAUAAAUGUUGAAGUUUCCUAAA
This is a messenger RNA of Bemisia tabaci, 4012 nucleotides long. RefSeq lists its product as uncharacterized. Gene Ontology annotation, cellular component: U2-type spliceosomal complex; RES complex. Gene Ontology annotation, molecular function: RNA binding. Lineage: Eukaryota; Metazoa; Arthropoda; Insecta; Hemiptera; Aleyrodidae. The record is from RefSeq and is a predicted model, not a curated record. Gene Ontology annotation, biological process: mRNA splicing, via spliceosome.